AUGAGCGCAUUUAAAUUCGACGAGUUUGUGGAAAGUCCUUCAUUAGAGGCUAUUGAGGAUUGUGACGUAAAGAAAGCCGACUGGGUUCAGUUAGCUCGACAUUUUGAAGUAACAAUUCGAGCAGCGUGGCGCAAGAGUGAAAUUAAGAAAGCGGUUAUUACUCAUUUAGUAUCAUCUGGCUUGCUUGAGGAUAACGCAUUGAUGCUGUGUGAUCCUGAAGAUAAGAGUUUACGGGUAAUGGAGAUUGAGUUGGAGAGAGAGAAGUUAAAAGACAGAGAAAGAGAGCGAAAUUUUCAGUUGCAAUUAAUGGAAAGGAAAAGGGAAUUGCAGAUGCAGGAGCAUGAUUUUGAUCUCUCGAAAGUAAUUAAGUUCGUCCCAAAUUUUGACGAGUCUGAUCCUGAGGAAUAUUUCGGACAGUUUGAACACGUGGCAGCCACUCUGAAGUGGCCACGCGACUACUGGCCCAUACUUAUUCAGUCGAGUCUAAAAGGGAAGGGUCGUUCUGUCUAUCUCUCUCUGGCUGGAUCGCAUCAGUCCGAUUAUGACACCAUGAAGGAUGCGAUUCUUAAAGCGUAUCAGUUGAGUGCCGAGUUUUAUAGAAACCGAUUUCGGAAUUGUGUCAAAGAUAAUAACCAGUCAUUUGUAGAGUAUAUGCACAAGAUUUCUAAACUGCAAACUCGUUGGUUAUCUGCAAGCAAUGUUAGUGAUUAUGAAAGAUUAAAAGAACUUAUGCUGUUGGAACAAUUCAUAAGGGGAGUGUCGCCAGAAGUUCGCAUGUACCUGCUGGAGCGUGAAGUUAACACCGUUGAGAGAGCAGCUUUGUUAGCUGAGAAUUUUAAUCUGAUUUCUAAAAGUAAAGUAAAUAUAAAUAAAUACUCUCACCCCUCCGCUUUCGCUCCGUCUGUGGAUGGUAAGUCUGUUGGGCGGGAUAGCAUGAAUUCUGAUUUUGUGGCAAAGAGAAGUAGCUAUGGUAAAGGUACGGGUUCAGGAUGGUCGUCUGGAUGUUUUUACUGUAAGAAAAUAGACCAUAUUAAGGCAAAUUGUCCCAAGUUAGUGAGGAAGGGACAAGUUUCAGAGCCUAAACCUGUAGCUAAUUAUACCUUUGUACCAACAGACAAUGUCCAGGAUCUGCCGCAGCGUCCCUCGGUUGAUGAUCAUGAUUCAUUUCAUCCUUUCAUCUUUUCUGGUUCCGUGGCCUUAGAUGAAGCUGGUUCUUCUGUCCCUGUGUCUGUAUUUCGUGAUACUGGUGCUUCACACAGUGUCAUUUUGAAGGAGGCAGUUCCUUUUGUGGAAAAGGCAUACACUGGGAAAUUCGUAGUAGUGGAAGGUUUUGGAGGGUGUGUUACAGUGCCCCUAUGUAAGUUGUAUCUAAGGACGGAUUUGUUGCUUAUGAUCCUGCUGUAG
Messenger RNA from Penaeus indicus, 1404 nucleotides. RefSeq lists its product as uncharacterized. The coding region runs from base 1 to 1404 and encodes 467 amino acids. Gene Ontology annotation, molecular function: aspartic-type endopeptidase activity; zinc ion binding; nucleic acid binding. NCBI's taxonomy places the organism in Eukaryota, Metazoa, Arthropoda, Malacostraca, Decapoda, Penaeidae. The transcript is spliced from 2 exons. Gene Ontology annotation, biological process: proteolysis. The record is from RefSeq and is a predicted model, not a curated record.